Messenger RNA from Macroventuria anomochaeta, 916 nucleotides. RefSeq names its product mitochondrial inner membrane protease-like protein ATP23. Lineage: Eukaryota; Fungi; Ascomycota; Dothideomycetes; Pleosporales; Didymellaceae. Gene Ontology annotation, cellular component: extrinsic component of mitochondrial inner membrane. Bases 66 to 797 code for a protein of 243 amino acids. The record is from RefSeq and is a predicted model, not a curated record. The transcript has 2 exons. Gene Ontology annotation, biological process: mitochondrial proton-transporting ATP synthase complex assembly; mitochondrial protein processing. Gene Ontology annotation, molecular function: metalloendopeptidase activity.
UCACUCUCCACAUUUCGCGACAACCAUCUCUGCGCCCUACGCAUACGCCCCACAGCUGCGCCGCCAUGUCGAACCCCGAACAAGCCGCUGACGGCGCCCAUCCCGCUGCCAUUGCGCAACCUGCCCCAACACCCCCAAAGCUUGACCCGGUAUACUACAAUUGGAGCAACACCUUCUCUAUCAUGAUGGGUCGCAUGACCGGCAACCGGGACGUGGAGUUGGAAAAGAAUUACUUCACCGAACUCGACGCAACGAAAGCCGAAUCGAUAUGCAAGCGCUGCGAAUCGAACAAGGACUACCUGCUGCAAUACAGCCCCAUAAUCCGGUUCCUGUCAGAUGAGGUAUACAAGUUGGGCGGCGAUCUGAGCAAAGACAACAUCCUGUGUAGGAUGUGCACGAAUGAGCAGUCCGGGGGUUUCAGUCUGGAUUACGGAAUCUUGCUGUGCGCGAACAAGUUCAGGAACAGAGGGCAUCAGGAGGAUACUAUGGCGCAUGAGAUGGUGCAUGCGUGGGAUCAUCUAAAGUGGAAGGUGGAUGCUAGCAACUUGAGGCAUCAAGCGUGCUUAGAGAUUCGUGCCUCUACACUAUCGGGCGAAUGUCGAUUCGCACGCGAGUUCUUCACGCGGAACCAGUGGAGUAUCACCGAACAGCUACAAGCCUGUGUGCGCCGACGCGCCGAACUAUCGAUGAUGCAGAGGCCUCAGAUCAAGGACGAGGCGCAUGCGAAGAAGGUCGUGAACGAAGUGUGGGAGAGCUGUUUCAACGACACGAGACCAUUUGACGAAAUCUACCGGUAACAAAUGAUCUAGACCUUGGUCAGAAAGAUCAGCUGGGCAUACAAGAAGAUGGGUAUAAAGUGUAUGAUAUUGUACAGAAAGUGGCAUUUGCAUAGCGACGGCGUAACUUGGAAUUGGAC